Molecule: messenger RNA, 4032 nt
Organism: Dracunculus medinensis (Guinea worm)
Lineage: Eukaryota; Metazoa; Nematoda; Chromadorea; Rhabditida; Dracunculidae
Source: the annotation of a GenBank genome assembly
AGAAUGAAGCGAAAAGCUGAAAUUAGUACUAUACAGCUGGAAGGGGAUUUAAAUGAAAGUCGUCGUUUAAUGAAUGUAAUGAUGGAUGAUUUCACCAGUGACUUUACUUUGUCACCGAUUUCUCGAAGCAAAUUGCAAUGUUUUGUGGAACACCUUAAGUCACUUAUUUUAUCGAAAGAUACCCACAUUGCUGAAAGUGAAUUGUCGGAUAACUCUUGGUUGCUAAAGAAGGGAAUAUGUUUCCCGUUAUCGUUGCCAUUUGGUUUAAAAGUAAGUGAGUUGAAAUGUCAUGGUAAAUGCCGUUGGAAACUGCCAGAAUCUGUGAAUGUUUUUGGUUACUGGCGAAUGAAUACAAGAGAAGACGUAUUUAUUGAUAUGAAUGUUGUUAUGUCUAAGGAAUAUUUUGGUUCAAGAGAUUUCCUCAAUUUCACUUAUCAUAUUAAACGUGCCUAUUAUGUUUGUGGUGUUGCGAUCAUUUUGAAACAGGGUGAAAUAGAUCUUGAUUUCACGAUUGAAGAUCAUGAUCAAAUGAAGCCAAUGCUCAUUGCUUACAUGAAAGAAGGUAGAAAAUUUGAAAUCAACAAUCGUGCUCUACUUUCUCUUUUUUAUAUGCAGAUUAAAUUUGUAAAGAAAAAUAACAUAAAUAGAAAAAUUGGUGUCCGUAUUCAUUUUUCACCUCCUGAUUCUUUUGCGAAACCUUUUCGGUUUAGGCCAACCAACAAUAAUUUACGACCGUCGUUUUGUUUUCAAAACAAGAAAUAUGAUGAAAAUUCACCAACGCCUUUCUACAAUAAUGGAAUUAUUGCCGAUCUUGUUCGUGAUCGAUUGGAAGUUCAUUUUGAGAAUUUCUUUAAGAAAAAAGCAAUUUUUAUUAAAGCUGUAAUGCUUAUUCAGUGCUGGUUGCAAAAUCGAAAUUUCGAUAAGAGGAGCGAUGGUUUUGGUGAUUUUUUAUUAUAUGCUUGGUUCAUUUAUUUGUAUAACGAGAAGGUUAUUGGUGAACAUAUGGCGAUCAGCGAUAUUCUCAUAACUUUUUUCCAGUCAGUUGUAUCAGUUAAUUGGAAUGAUGCGCAAUUGGGAUUGGCAAAGGAUAUUGACAGUUCAUUAUAUGCGCAGUUUGGUGAAUAUUUCGAUUAUACUUUUCUCGAUGUUACGGGUUUUUAUAAUUUAGCAGCUAAUCUGAGUUGUUCUGCUUUUAACUGUAUCAAGGAUGCUGCAAAGAGUGCCAUUGUCAAGCUAAAUUCUUUUAAGGAUUUUGAUUUGCUUUUCGUCAAAGAAAUGCCUUUUACGAACUAUUUUGAUAUUUAUAUCAGGAUCAGUGUACCGGAGACUUAUAUUUCAUCAGAUCUACCAAGUCUUUUCCCCUUAGAAUAUAUUGACUGUUGCGGAAAUUACUCUCGAAUUAUAGUCAGAUAUUUAACUAAUUUGCUUCUAAAAGCUUGGAAUGAUCGUGUUGACCUUUUCGAUUUCAAACAGAUUUUUAAUCUUGGAAUAAAAUGGAAAGUAGGUGAAGGGUGGAAUCGAAAAAUUGAAAGCUUAAUCGUAGGUGCUCGAGUAAUUCAAGGAUGGAAUAAUAUUAUAACUCGUGGACCAUUUGCAAAAUCCAAUGAUGCGGUUAAAUUUCAAGAUUUCUGGGGCAAAGAUAUUUGCGAAUUACGAAAGUUUCCUGAUAAUACAAUAUGUGAAACUAUUAAAUGGUGUGAUUCAAAAUUCGCCAGUUCUGUACUUUGUCGCAUUUGUAGUCAUGUGGCUUUGCGACAUAUGAGGCUUUCUGGUCAAUUAUUAGUGCGAUCAUCGAUUCCGAAUUUUAACGGAGGCCAUUCAAGAAGUUUCACUUAUAUUACCAAUGCUUAUAAUAGAUUAUAUCAAUUUCUUCGACAGUUACAGGAUUUGCCACUGCAAAUCACGAACAUCCAUCCAAUAUCACCUCAUCUUAGGAAAACACUGUCUUUUUUUGAACUCUCAUAUUUCUCUGUUUUCGUGCAAUUUUAUAUUUCAGUUGGUCUGACAAUGGAAAGUAGUGGUAAAUGGGGUGAUAAUAGAGAAGCGGUUGCGUUAUUGAAAACUGCGUUUUAUAUCGCAUUAGCGCAAAUUCUAAAUGAACAAUUUUCCAGAGCUAUUCCGUAUCAAGAUUAUUUAAUUGUUGUACUCGACCAAGUUUUAUUCCGCCUUUCGAUUUUAUAUCAGAGGGAAGUGCAUUUAAUGCAGAAAGAUAUGAAUAGCGGUUUAAUAACCAGCGAUGAAACUUAUUUGAAAUUGCAAGAACGCGAAAUAAUCAUAAAGCCACGUUUAUCAGCCUAUUUAUACAGUGUGAGCCAACUUUAUCCUGCAUUUGCAGCGACAUGUCGAUUGGCUCAUCAGUGGCUUUCAUCACAUAUGCUAACUGAUUAUAUUAAUGACAUUAUUUUGGAGACAAUCACUGCAUAUAUAUUUGUUCAUCCGUUUACAUCCGUUCCUCCUCGAUCAUAUUAUUCCGGUUUUUUGAAUUUUCUCAUUCUUCUUUCCUCACAUAAUUGGUUAAUGAAACCUCUUAUUGUUAAUUUUAAUAACGAACUGACAGAAGAUGAAAUGAACGAAAUGGAAACUACCUUCAUUAAAAUGCGUCCAGUCUUGCCUUCUAUGGUAAUUUUUACUCCUGCCGAUUCGACAGGUAUUCGAUGGACGAGAGAAGAACCACAACCACUGAUAUUAAAGCGCAUUGUAUGUUUGGCCAGUUCGAGUGCUAUUUUACUUCAGCGAAACCUGGAUUCCAUUCCUGUUGUUAUUAAGAGUAUUUUCGCUACGGAUAUAAAUGUAUAUGAUGUCAUUAUCACCUUAAAUAAUGAACACAUUGUUCGAAAAAGGAAUAGAUGUAGAAGAUUUGUCGCUACAAAAUAUUUGCCAGUUUUCGAUUAUGAUCCUGUUGAAAAAUUUCUUCAGAGUCUACGAGCGAAUUUCGCGACAGUAGCAUUUUUCUUUUUUGAUAAAUCGAAAGAUAAUCAAAAAAGCGGAUCUAAUACUUGUGUAUCAAGCGUGACAUAUUUUACUAUGGAGAAUGAAGAAUUAUUAAAUGGUUCAAUGGUUUAUAAUGAGGUUUUUGAUGUCGAUGGUUUAAUUAUGAAAUUUAGUGGAGAUGCUAUAGAAUUAUCGCCACAAAGUGUGUCCAGUGGACAUCCUAGAUAUACAUUUUACAAAAAUGUUGCUCGUGCAGAGGAAGUUCAACGAAAGCGAAGAGCAGAAUUUUUGGAGCGUCAGAAAGAGUGUGUUUUCAUUAUCUUCAAACAUCAGAAUAUAAAUACGAGGAAUUUGUUUUUGGAUAAAGCAGAUAAAGCAGAUCAAGAAGCCAUGGACGUUGUCGAAAUUUCCUCUAAUAAAAACAAAAGGAAUGAAAAAUAUGCCGAUGUAUUGAUGUUGAGUGAAUGGCUUGUUGAUAUACCUACAAAUUUAUCAUCUGAAUGGAUUAUGGUACCUUGUCCAGUUGGAAAAAGAUUAAAGGGCGUAACAUCGGCAUAUAAUAAAAAAGGAAAUCGGUUUAAACAGUUUCGAUCAUAUUUACCGGGAUCUAUUCGUAGCAAAGGAUCAGAAAAUGCCACUCUUUUGGAUUGCAUUCUAUCGUAUGAAACGAAUACAUUUUAUUGUUUGGAUGUAAUUGUUUGGAACGGUAUCAUCCAGUCAGAUGUAACUUUCGAUUGCCGAUUAUUCUUUAUUAAUUCGCGAAUUAAUGAGAAUCAAAACUUUGGCGAACGGUCGAAAGAAAAUCCUUUUGUUUUCAAAUCUCUUCCUUAUUGCUACUGUCAAAUAAAUGCAAUGGAGAACUUGUUAAAAUCCAAUUUGGAUUUUACGAUUGAUGGAAUUUUAUUUUAUCAUUCUCAGGUUUUUUAUAGGUCUGGGCAAAGUCCACUCGUUGGUUGGCUAAAGCCAUGGAUGUUACCGGAAAUACUGAACGUAACCGUCCCACAAAGAUUAAUGGACGGCAAAGAAACUGAGAUUGGUGCUUCUCAGAAAUUUAUCGAUAAUUAUAAUAUUGAACAUAAUCAUAUUAGCUCAUUAAAAUGA